This is a messenger RNA of Trichoderma gamsii, 1704 nucleotides long. RefSeq lists its product as hypothetical. NCBI's taxonomy places the organism in Eukaryota, Fungi, Ascomycota, Sordariomycetes, Hypocreales, Hypocreaceae. Gene Ontology annotation, cellular component: membrane. The record is from RefSeq and is a predicted model, not a curated record. The transcript is spliced from 5 exons. The coding region runs from base 1 to 1704 and encodes 567 amino acids.
AUGGCUUUCGAAAAUUACAAACCUUCGCUUGACGAUCCAAACGCUUGGGUACCUUACCGAUACUAUCCCAGCGUUCCUGCUGCUGCCAUAUUCAUCGCUCUUUAUUCUAUCGUGACUAUUGCACACAUCGCUAUCAUCGUCACAAGUCGAACAUGGUCAUUCACGCCAUUCAUUAUCGGUGGUCUUUUUGAACUCGUCGGCUACAUCGGACGGGUUAUAUCUGCCAAAGACAUUUGGGCUCUAGGCCCAUAUAUCGUUCAAAGCAUCUUACUUCUUGUGGCACCGGCGUUGUUCGCUGCAUCGAUUUAUAUAAUACUUGGCCAGAUUAUGGUCUUCGUUGGCGGAGAACAGUUCUCAUUGGUGCCGAGGAGAUGGUUGACAAAGGUAUUUGUCGCUGGAGAUGUCGUCUCAUUUCUUCUACAAAUGGCCGGGGGCGGUAUUCAAGCAGCUGGCACAUUAGAGUUCCUCAAUCUCGGCGAAAAAAUCAUCACUGCUGGACUUUUUGCCCAAAUUGUUUUCUUUGGAUUUUUCAUCGUCGUUGCUAUAGUCUUUCAGGUACGAUUCGCACGACAUCAAGCCGCAUCGGAUCUGAGACUUGCCAAAUGGAAAAAGCACAUGUAUACGUUGUAUAUCGGCUCCUUGCUCAUUAUGGUCCGGUCCAUUUUCCGCGUUGUUGAGUACUUGAUGGGUAAUAACGGCUUCUUACUUCGCCACGAGUACCUUGUCUACAUCUUCGAUGCUACCCUGAUGUUUCUCGUCAUGCUUCUAUUUCUCUGGGUUCAUCCAAGACAACUUCGGUCUUCACUUUCCUCCGAAGAAUCAUCCUAUAUUUUAGACGUUGGCGCAAACAACAGCUUGAAACAGAAGGGAUCCUCUCACCACCAAACUCAUCGGGAUACUCUCCCGAUUCACCCGGCCAAAGAGAGCUCGUCGCCCGUCAGUGUGACAACAAGAGCUACAAGUACAACUACCACUGCCACUGCAGCUCGACUGCCGCAGUCUCGUUUGCCCGCUGCAGCAAGCCGUCCCUGUCAUUCGCCGCUCGGAAGGGCUGAGGAGAGUGAUGGCGCAAUUCCAACUUACACCAUCAAGGACAUGGCGCUAUUACACCACUGGACGUGGUCGACGAGCCAGAGCGUUGCAGACUUCCCCGACGUGAGCCGCUACUGGCAGACCGUGUUUCCGCAGAUUGCGUUUGAGCACACUUUUGUCAUGCACGCCAUUCUCAGCUUGGCGGCGUUGCACCAGGCAUACCUUUACCCGGAAAGAAGAAAGCAGCUGACACUGGAGGCUAUGCGGUAUCAUAGCCAGGCACUGCAGGGCUUCCAGCGCGGCAUUGAGCGUAUGAAUGAUAGCAAUAGUGAUGCGCUGUUCGCUUGCUCCUCGUUGAACAUCAUUUAUGUGUUCGCCAUGUACGGGCAACUUUACGACGAUGCAGAGUUUGACAUGACCCCGGCAGCCCGAAAGUCACGAAUCCUAGGCGCGGAGUGGCUUCCAAUGGUACGCGGUGUACAGGCCAUUCUAGAUCCCGUUUACCAGCGCGUCCGAUUCGGGCCAUUGAGUUCGCUAUUGAGCAUUGGAAAUUGGGACCACCUAGAUCCGGACUCCGAGCGUGUAGCCGAUGAUGAGCGCUUCCGCAGCCUUGGCAACCUAUGGGCAGAGAGUACUGGAAACCGUGGACAGAAUGGCCAAAACAGAUUGUAG